This is a messenger RNA of Knipowitschia caucasica, 594 nucleotides long. Lineage: Eukaryota; Metazoa; Chordata; Actinopteri; Gobiiformes; Gobiidae. The record is from the annotation of a GenBank genome assembly.
AUGAACCCAGCGGGCUCAGACUCCACUCCUGUUACCCAGGAUCCAGUUCGAUCUGCCAUCCAAGCCCAAGGUCACAGAAUCCACAAACAGGAGGAACUACUUGGACAACUACGUGGCGACUUACAGAGGAUGGCGGACCAACAGGAGUCCAUGAUUGCUGCCUUCACAAGCCAACUUAACAUGUUGGCAGAACGGUUAAGUCCCAGCCAAGCCAACCCAGACUCAGCCUCAGUAAGCGCAGCUUCAUCCGCUCCACCGGUACCACCUCUGGCCCCCCUUGACCUACCUGAGACUCUGGAUGAGCUCAUAGCACUGGCUAUCAAGAUUGACAGGCGGCUAAUAGAGCGGGAGCACGAGAAGUGUCGUAGGAUUCCUCAACAGUAUAGGGGGCCGUGUUUCUCACCAGCCCAGGGAGCAGCUAACUCUGAAACUCCUGCCCCGUAUCCUAGAGAGGACGAGCCGAUGCAGCUAGGACGCACUCGUUUGACACCCGAAGAACGAGAGAAGCGUAUGAGGGAGGGGCGCUGCUACUACUGUGGGGGAUUUGGUCAUUUCUCAGCCACAUGCUCGGCAAAAGCUCGGGCUCGCCAGUGA